AUGGCAGAUACUAGUCAAUUGGACCUUAAAGAAAUACAUGAGUUUGCCUUCGAUGUGGCAGAAAGAGCUGGUAAGAUGUUGGUGGCUGCAUCACAAAAUAGAACAGCCGAUGAGAAUAUAAGAUUGAAGAAGAAUACCGUAGAUAUAGUCACUGAGACCGAUGAAGAGGUAGAAAAGUUUAUCAAAACUGAAAUUAAUAACAGAUAUCCAGAACAUAAGUUCAUUGGGGAAGAGACAUAUUCCGCAGGUAAAUCAAAGAAAUAUCUUGUCGAUGAUGACCCAACAUGGAUUGUAGAUCCUUUAGAUGGAACAGUGAACUAUGUACAUUUAUUUCCUAUGAUCUGUGUAUCAAUUGGGUUUGCAGUUGGAGGAAAAUCUGUUGUGGGUGUUGUACAUGCUCCGUUUUUGAGCCAGACGUAUUCUGCAUACCCAGGAGGGGGUGCAUGGCUUAACAAGCUGAUCCAGCUCCCAUUGCAGAACCUCCCGAUGCCUGAAAAUGCCCCCAAGGGGUGUAUCUUCCUGUGUGAAUGGGGAAAGGACAGAAGAUAUGCUCCAGGACUGAAUCUUCAGCGCAAGGUUGAUUCGUUCAUCAACAUGGCCACUGACUACUGUCACGGUGUUAGAAGUUUAGGGAGUGCCAGUUUGGAUUUGUGUUUUGUUGCGACCGGAGCAUUCGACAUAUGGUGGGAAGGUGGAUGCUGGGAAUGGGAUGUGGCUGGCGCAGUUGCCAUCUUAAAUGAAGCAAAAGGGUUAGUUACUACAGGAAACCCACCUGAAAACCCAGAUGUGAUUCCCGAGGUUGAAUUGGGCUCAAGAUUGUAUUUGGCUGUUAGACCGUGCCAAGGAACUGACACGGAAACCCCCAGACAAAGUCAAGAGAGGGUGAUCCGUCAAGUAUGGAAAAGAGUAAAUACUUUAGACUACGUUCGCCCACAGUAA
Messenger RNA from Debaryomyces hansenii CBS767, 939 nucleotides. RefSeq names its product inositol monophosphatase family protein. The coding region runs from base 1 to 939 and encodes 312 amino acids. Gene Ontology annotation, molecular function: inositol monophosphate 1-phosphatase activity. The transcript has a single exon. Lineage: Eukaryota; Fungi; Ascomycota; Pichiomycetes; Serinales; Debaryomycetaceae. The record is from RefSeq and is a predicted model, not a curated record. Gene Ontology annotation, biological process: signal transduction; inositol metabolic process.